This is a messenger RNA of Colletotrichum fioriniae, 810 nucleotides long. The record is from RefSeq and is a predicted model, not a curated record. NCBI's taxonomy places the organism in Eukaryota, Fungi, Ascomycota, Sordariomycetes, Glomerellales, Glomerellaceae.
AUGCGAGAACUCCCUCCUCUGCAGCUCGACGGCAUCGAAGCCGAGAUGGAUAAUGACAACACACGGCCUGACACUUCGAAGAGCUCAGACGAGCCUAACCAGUCUUCGUUUCGGCCUCUCUCAAAGAAGCAGAAGCAACAUCGGGUUAGAUAUCGCUUUCUUACUCCCUCUGAAUGGGCCAUCGUUGCUCAUGGAAUCGGCGGUGUCAAUGAUACUGAAGGCCACAUUGCCCUUCAUCCUUCCUGCUGGUAUUAUCCGCCCAAAGGUAUCCCUAAUGGACUGUACCGAGAUGUCAUCUGGCAUCGGACCAAGUAUUUCUACAUGUACCAUGGCAUGAGCUCCAUUCGAUGGGUUGCCUACAUUCUUCAGAUCAUUCUCGGAGCAAUCCUUACCGCAAUCGGUUCCAUGUCUUUCAAGAACGGCACUCCCAUCACCAUAAUUGCGGCUACGAACACUAUCAAUGCUGGAAUACUCGCACUUUUGCACAACAGCGGACUGCCUGACCGUUACCGCUCCGACCAGGCGGAAUUCGACGAGGUCGAAGACCACCUCAAACAGAUUCUUGACACUGGUAUUGUCCCGGAGAACAUGUCUGUUGACCAGGCUCUCAUCCAUUGCUUCAGUCUCUACCACGAGGCUAAGAAGACCGUAGCGGCAAACAUUCCGGCAACGUACACCCCCAGCUCGGUUCUCGGAGCUGGUCAGCAGGUUGGUCGAACAACACCCAACGCAGCUAGUGGCGUCAUUGCAACCAGACUCUCGGUGGCAUCACCAAAAAGGAAUGAGGGACAGGCCAUUGAGGAGAAAUGA